Molecule: messenger RNA, 1812 nt
Organism: Kickxella alabastrina
Lineage: Eukaryota; Fungi; Kickxellomycota; Kickxellomycetes; Kickxellales; Kickxellaceae
Exons: 2
Coding region: 457-1611 (384 amino acids)
Biological process (GO): steroid biosynthetic process
Cellular component (GO): mitochondrion
Molecular function (GO): 3-beta-hydroxy-Delta5-steroid dehydrogenase (NAD+) activity; protein-containing complex binding
Source: RefSeq, a predicted model, not a curated record
UCUGGUCCUAUUUCUAUGACAACACUAUUUUCCCAGCUGCCCACUCUCUGCCGCCACCACUUUGCUGCACAUGACCUGCGCUUUGCCCAUCGAUAAGUUGAAUAAUGCCGCUGAUGACGGCGUCAACGCAACUAGCAUUCACAUUACCAUUUUCCCACGCUUUUCACGUUUGCAUUCCACCGUUCAUACGCAUUUCGCGUCCUCUUGAUCACCAAAUCUAAUAUGCAGUAUUCAAAAUCACCAUCGUUUAUCACGCCAAGAUAAAAGCUGAUCUCAUCUUCGUUUUGGGUUCCCCCGCUUUGUGUAGCAAGCAGCAGCGCUUCAAUUCAAUUCAGUUCAAUUUCUUUUCUUUCGCCCAAUUCGAAUUUCGGUGGUUUUUAUUCUAAACCCUUCAUUUUAUUUUUUAUUUUUCACAUUUGCUCUCUUUUGCACCCAAGGAAUAAAGAGAUCUUUGCAAUGUUUGCCAAUCCGCUCGCUCGCAAUUUGAAGAGCAUGGCUGCUCCGGCAAAGCUUAUCAAGCGCGGCAAGGCCGACAUUACGAUCCGCAAGACCACUGGUCAGACAAUGGUUGGGCGCGGCACGUACGGGCGCCAAUCGUGGAAUGGACAGACUGCCACGGUGUUUGGCUGCAGCGGGUUCCUCGGCCGAUAUGUGGUUGCGCGCCUCGCGCGCCAGGGCACCAAGGUCAUUAUCCCAUACCGCGGGCUGUACGAGUACGUCCGCCACCUGCGGCCCACCGGAGAUCUAGGCAUGGUUGUGCCGAUGGAGUUUGACGUCCGCAACCCCAAGCAGAUUGAGGAGUGCGUGCGCUACUCGGACGUUGUCAUUAACCUGAUUGGUCGCAACUACGAGACAAAGAACUUCUCCUUUGACCAGGUCCACGUCGAGGGCGCCCAGCGCAUCGCUGAGAUCUCGCGCGAGGCUGGCGUUUCGCGGCUUAUUCACGUCUCCAACAUCGGCGCGCGGACCAACGCGCACUCUGACGUGCUGGUCAGCAAGGCUUUUGGCGAGCAGCGUGUGCGUGAGAGCUUCCCUGGCGCCAACAUCGUGCGCUCUGCCACCAUGUAUGGCUACGAAGACGAGCUGCUGAACAACAUCGGCAUGUACAAGCACUUUUACAUGACCGUCAACGGAGCCCAGCAGAAGCUGCGCCCUGUGUGCGUCUCGGACGUUGCCCAUGCUAUUGACAUCAUCCGUGACAACGAAGACACUGUUGGCCAGACCUUUGAGCUGUUUAACCCGAAGGAGUACUCGCGCAAGGAUAUUAUUGAGCUCGUGCAGUUUUUGCUUCAUGAGAAGGUCUGGCAGGUCAACGUCCCGACCAAUCUGCUGCGCCUGGCCGCAAAGGUUGCCGACAUGAUGCCCUUCCACUACACCAGCCACCACGAGGUCGACCUAAUGUCCGUCAACGAAGUCCCCACUGUUAACGACCCUGCCAUCCAGACCUUUGCCGAUUUGGGAGUCGAGCCCCACACUCUGGAACUCGCCGCCCUUCAGUACAUCCGCCACUAUCGCCCGCCGCAGCACGAGGAGGAAAACAUGGAACCCAAGGGAUACAAGGCCUUCCGGAAGUUGUCUGUGCCCAUCAACAACAAGGAUAUUGUCGCCUAGAUCUUUAAGCAGCGAAAGUGCCCACCCGCAUUGCCGCUGCUAGUGCUGCCAGCGCCGGCUCUGCAUUUUCGUACCUGGCACCAUUUGCGAUUAUCCAAGUCGCGCGUCGGCCUGUCCUACUCUACUACACUUGCCUCUUUACUUUCUUUGUUCUUUACACAUGCCUCUUUUGUCUCAAAUAAAAUAGUUAUAUAUAUAUAA